Messenger RNA from Ilex paraguariensis (yerba mate), 1005 nucleotides. The record is from the annotation of a GenBank genome assembly. NCBI's taxonomy places the organism in Eukaryota, Viridiplantae, Streptophyta, Magnoliopsida, Aquifoliales, Aquifoliaceae.
AUGAAUGAUCCCUCCUCCAAUUACUUCAAUGGAUGGUUCAACCUCAACCCCCUCCAUCACUUCCCUACCUCUACCUCUUCUUCCAACUACCCAUCUCUUUAUCCUCCUUAUACCUUAGAUUUCUACUCAAAUAAGAUCAACAGCACCUCUUUCACUCACUAUCAGUCCUUACCCCCUUCUCCACCUCUCAGAGAAGCCCUUCCUCUCCUCAGUUUGAGCCCAUCAAGACCUGAACAACAGGAUUCAUCUUGCAGUGCCAUGGAAGUAGACAAGAACAAGGACAAAGAAGAUAGUUUUCUCUCAAGUUCUGCAGAUGAUGAAACUGUGACCGUAGCUCUAAAUUUAGGUCUUCCUUGUUCUAGCUCUUCUGAUCUUGAUCUAAUUUCUAGACUCUCAUCCACAGACACAGCCGACAAAGAAGAAGUAAGUGUUGACAAUGGGUAUUCCACAAGCAUACUCAACAGGGGUCAGUAUUGGAUCCCUACCCCUGCUCAGAUUCUGAUUGGUCCUACACAGUUCUCAUGUCCUCUUUGCUUCAAGACCUUCAACAGAUAUAACAACAUGCAGAUGCAUAUGUGGGGGCAUGGAUCUCAGUAUAGGAGAGGACCAGAGUCACUAAGAGGAACACAACCAACCGCAAUGCUCCGGCUUCCAUGCUAUUGCUGUGCACCAGGGUGCAGGAACAACAUCGAUCACCCGAGAGCCAAACCGCUCAAAGAUUUCAGAACCCUUCAGACCCAUUACAAGAGAAAGCAUGGAAUCAAACCAUUCAUGUGCAGGAAGUGUGGUAAGGCCUUUGCUGUGAGAGGUGACUGGAGAACACAUGAGAAGAACUGUGGGAAGCUUUGGUAUUGCUCUUGUGGCUCUGACUUCAAGCACAAAAGGUCUCUUAAAGACCACAUCAAGGCAUUUGGGCAUGGCCAUGCAGCUUAUGGAAUUGACUAUUUUGAAGAGGAGGAUGAACCUGCUUACGACAUUGAGCAAGAUAAUGAAUCCUCGCAGUGA